This is a messenger RNA of Trametes versicolor FP-101664 SS1, 1371 nucleotides long. RefSeq names its product nucleotide-binding domain-containing protein. Gene Ontology annotation, molecular function: D-amino-acid oxidase activity; FAD binding. The transcript has 4 exons. The record is from RefSeq and is a predicted model, not a curated record. Bases 1 to 1371 code for a protein of 456 amino acids. Lineage: Eukaryota; Fungi; Basidiomycota; Agaricomycetes; Polyporales; Polyporaceae.
AUGUCGAUGUUCUCCGACACCCCGCUGCUUCACAUCAAUUUCGAACGCAAGCCCCUCCUCGCCCCAGCGAUCGAUGCUCCUCACAUUCUCAUCAUCGGUGGUGGUAUCAUCGGAAUGUCUACUGCCUGGACGCUGCUCGACAGCGGCUUCAAGGUCACCGUGCUCGCUCAGCAAUUCGCCUCGCGCGACGGCGUGCGCCUAACGUCCCAGAUUGCAGGCGCAUUGUGGGAGUAUCCGCCCGCGGUGUGCGGUCACACCUCGGACGCGACGGCUCUAGAGAGCUCGAAGCGCUGGGCCAUGAUUUCCUACCACGUCUACAAGUACAUGGCCGCCAACCCCGUGCUCCGCGAGCGGUACAGUGUCCAAAUGCGCGAGACGGUGUUCUUCUUCGACAAGCGCGUCCAGGAGGACCCGGCCCAGCUGCACAAGAUGCGCGAGAUGGAGCGCAGCGGCAUCGCCGGCUUCCGCCACGACAUCAGCGUGAUGCACGAGCUCGGCUUGGACGAGACGCGGUGGGUCGACGCGUACGAGGUGCUCUCGCCGCUCAUCGACACGGACCUGGCGCUCUGGCGCAUCACGAAGCUCGUUGAGUACAAAGGCGCGAAGCUUGUCGUCGGGUCUAUCACUGGGGACUUGCUCGCGCAGGAGCAAGCGUUGCUGAUGGAGCACCGGGCCGACGCGAUCGUGAACGCCUCCGGCCUGGGUGCGUACACGCUCGCGAACGACGACCAGGUGUACCCCCUCCGCGGAGCCGUCCUCCGCCUACUCAACGAUGGUGAGAAGUUCGAGAAAAUCAAGAAGGCGCUUGUCGUGAGCGCGACGGCCAACGGGCACGUGAAGUCUGACUUCAUCUUCAUCGUCCCGCGCAACGAGAACAUCCUCUACGUCGGCGGCUUUUCCGAGCCGGACCAGGUCGACCGCAUCGACGAGGACCACGAGAACGUGCAGAAGGUGAUACGUGACGCGCAGGAGUUCCUCCCCGACCUCGACCUGUCCCACCGCGACCCCGCGUACCCGCUCGCGCAAGGCCUCCGCCCCGCACGCAUCGGCGACUUGCGCGUCGAACGCGAGCUGCGCCCGCCCGUGGGCGGGGCGGGCCCGCUCCACAGCCGCAUCGUACACUGCUACGGGCACGCGGGCGCGGGCUGGUCGCUUGCCUUCGGGAGCGCGCUCGAGGUGAAGACGCUCGUCGAGGACGCGCUGGAGCAGCUGCCGCCGGACGCGAUGCACCACGCGGCGUCGAGCGCGGUGUCGCACGCGACAGUGAGCCACCUGGAGAACCACGGUGCGUUGAAGAAGCCGACCAUGGAUGCCGUGCGUGCCGAGGCGGUCCAGAAAUGGCUCGCGGAGCCGAUCGAGUUCCACGACUGA